GAUUGGUCAUUUGUCACAAGGUGCGCGCAACAGCUAACGUCCUCACCUCUUGUAUAUCAAAUGUAGCUUAGAGUUCCAGUCAGAAUUGUCGUUAAAAAUGACGCUGUUUAUGAACGCUUGCGCUUUUUUAGUCAACGUCCUCACUCUACCGCUGCACAUUGCGGAGGUGAUUGGACUUUUGUCUUUCUACAAACGCGUCUUCCCUCUAAUCGUCUAUAAAAUCUCGAUCUCCUACAAUGACAAAAUGAACGACAACAAAAGGGAACUAUUUCGAAACCUGGACAAAUUCUACCCCACGAAAGGCUCUCUGCGCAUCCUGGAGCUGGGCUGCGGAUCCGGGGCGAACUUCGAGCACUACCCGACGGGCUGCAGGAUCACAUGCAUCGACCCCAACCCGCAUUUCCAAAAGUACCUGAAGAAAAUCUUGCAUGUUAUAUGCCUGAUAAAGCAGCUUUUGUACUAUUUCGGUGAUGGCUGUGAGGCAACCCGUGCUACUUGGAAGCACCUCGAGGCAGCUGGCUUCUCUGACCUGCAGCUACGUCACAUCCAAGCCCCACUGUUUUUUAUGAUCAAGCCACACAUUGUUGGUUAUGCAGUCAAAUAAUGAAAAUUAAUUUUGCCAAAAAAAACAACAACAACCUUCAUUCAAAAUUAAUUCAUUUCACCACCACGUGUUUGUGUGAAAUAGUAAUUUGUGUUAAACCAUAAAAUAGAAAGUUUUUGUUUAAUGUGCAAACACUAAAUCUCAAGACUGCAUUGGAAUACCAGCAGGUAAAACAACAAAAUACUUUUAUCUAUAUAAAACAGGCUUUUGGAGAUGAAUGCAGGCCAGCUUUGUGAGGUUGUUGUUAAUGCAUAAAUGAGCCAUACUGCCAUCUAGUGUUUAGGAGGAAUGUGUGUCAUCCUUAAUACUUUUGAAUUUAAACUUAUAUACUUUGUAAUAUAGUUAAAUACUCUGAAAGACCACUUUGCAUUCUCCAACUUUAAAUUUUGACAGACACUUGUUUUUUCCCCCGACACUUCUGACCAUUAAAGUUCCUGUUAUAAAACAUUGUACUCACAAAAAGUAAUUUCUUGCUGAUAAAUUAGAAAAUAGAACAAUGUAUUUUUUUUACAACAGAAAUUUAUUUGACUUAAGAUUUUUAUUUU
Messenger RNA from Sinocyclocheilus grahami, 1149 nucleotides. Its product is annotated as methyltransferase-like protein 7B. The transcript has 2 exons. Lineage: Eukaryota; Metazoa; Chordata; Actinopteri; Cypriniformes; Cyprinidae. The record is from RefSeq and is a predicted model, not a curated record. Gene Ontology annotation, molecular function: methyltransferase activity. Bases 98 to 604 code for a protein of 168 amino acids.